Molecule: messenger RNA, 2076 nt
Organism: Coccinella septempunctata (seven-spotted ladybird)
Lineage: Eukaryota; Metazoa; Arthropoda; Insecta; Coleoptera; Coccinellidae
Exons: 2
Coding region: 1-2076 (691 amino acids)
Source: RefSeq, a predicted model, not a curated record
AUGACCGUGACGUUGCCCUUUGGUAAAACUCGCUUUGGUAAAUUUUCACUGAUCAAGCAAAGAAAUCUAAAGAAAAUAGAACACCUAGCAAAAGAACAACUCACCAGAAUCAAACCCCAAAUUAAGUGGAUAAAGAACAUUAGCUCUACACCCAUCCCUGAGGAUAUCCUGGGAUUUUUGGCGCUUGGCCCCAAGUUCGGUGUUGACAUCCCCACUAGAGAAAUAAACGUUCAGAAGCUCCUGUCAGAUGUCGAGUAUACCAUCAAUCUGAAUGAAACAUUGUCAGAAGAUGAAAGGAACGUCAAACGUGCCCAAGCUACCAACAUCGUCACCAACCAUAUCAAACCCAAUAAGCAGCCAAAUAGUAUUUACCAAAGCGAGUUUUACCACUGCAGGAAGUUCCUGAGAGAUCACCCUGAACUUCUAAUUCUACGCUCUGACAAGGGCAACGUCACGGUCAUAAUGGAUAAGUCUCUUUACUCGGAACUGUCCAACAACCUACUACUCGACGAGAGAUACUAUAAACCCUUGUCCAGAGAUCCAACUACAACACUACAAACUAGAAGCAAUGCUCUUAUCAAGAAACUGGUAAACGAGGGGCAUAUCACUCAGGCACAAGGAAAAAUUAUGUACAAUUACAAAUCCAUAACUGCCAGAUUUUAUAGCCUACCAAAAGUUCACAAACCCACUCUCUCAAUGAGACCUAUCAUUUCGUCAAUUAACACUUCCACCUCCAAACUGUCAGCUUUCGUAUCUGAUAUUCUGUCCAAGUCUAUUUCAACCUCCCAUAGCGAAUACUACAUAGGUGAUUCUUUUGCCUUUGCAGAAUUUAUAGAUCAGAUCCAUCUGCCUGAUAAUUAUGUUCUUAUUAGUCUAGACGUAGUGUCCCUCUUCAGCAACAUUCCUGUAGAGCUGGCAUUAACGGCUAUUGAACACAGAUGGCACUCCAUAAGUGAACACUCGUCAAUCCCCAAAGACGACUUUCUUUCCAUCGUCAGCUUCUUAUUUAAUUCAAACUAUUUUAUCUUCGAAGGAAAAUUCUUCAGUCAAAUCCUAGGCUCUCCUAUGGGCUCAAAUGCCAGCUCACCCAUCGCAGAAUUGGUAAUGGAUUAUCUCUUGGACUGCAUCCUCCCUAGCAUCCCCUUUACAAUACCCUUCAUCAAGAAAUACGUGGAUGAUCUAUUUUGUUCAGUACCGAGGGAUAAAACUGCCUACAUUUUGGAAAGAUUCAACCAACUACACGAACACAUCAAGUUCACACUCGAGGAAGAGUUCGAAAUGGGUGUCCCGUUUUUGGACACGAGGGUCAACAGGAACACUGAGGGAGAUUUGCGGCUGGACUGGUACAGGAAACCAACCCAUUCAGGAAGGUACUUACAUUACUAUUUCAAUCACCCACACAGACAAAAAAUUAAUAUGAUUUUGAGCCUAAAGAGCCGCAUUCAAAGAAUAUCCCACCGAGCAUUCCAUCAAAAGAAUCUGAAAUUACUUUUCAAUUUGAUGUUAAAUAACGGCUACCCUAAGGGCCUACUGACAAGAUUGUUAUACAACUCCGCUCCCCCAGGACAGCCACUGGGUGGAGACGGCGCAUCCACCAAUAGAAGAGAAGUUAGUUCAACCAGAUACUCCACGAUUCCCCUAAUCAAAGACGUAACCAAUCCCCUCAUAAAAUUAUUAAAACACGACUCUGCCAAGAUAGUACCUAAGAAUAUUUUCAAGAUCGAUAGACUGUACAGCCACCUAAAAGACAAAAUUGAAGUCAAUAAAAUGAGUGGAGUGGUAUACCGUGUGCCCUGUUCAACGUGCGAAGAGGUCUACAUUGGCCAAACGUCGCAGACAGUAAAGAGACGAAUUACCCAGCACAUAAGCGACAUCAAGAACCCUGACAAAACCUGUGCAUUGGCGGAGCACGUCCGAAAAAAAGACCAUCGAAUGGACUACGGUGCCGUAGAAAUAUUAGAUUUCGAAAACAACACAAGAAAGAGAUGUUUCCUUGAAAUGUUCCACAUCAAGAGCCACAACAACUCUAUGAAUUAUAGAAGGGAUAUCGAGGGUAUAAGUAAUAUAUACUCGUAG